AUGUCUUCCGUAGCUGGUUUACAGAGGAUCGCACCCGUGCCGACCUCGGCUGACUUUAUAGAUAUCGUCCUCAAUGCUACUAUGAGGAAGACACCUACUGUCAUUCACAAGAAUUUCAAAAUCUCCCGUAUCAGGAAUUUCUACAUGCGAAAGGUCAAGUUCACUCAAGACACUUUCGAUGAAAAGCUUGGAAAGAUCAUCUCAGAGUUCCCCGUUCUUGAUAACUUGCAUCCUUUCCUUUCUUCUCUCUUGAAUGUCUUGUACGACAAAAAUCAUUAUAAACUCGCUUUGGGUCAAAUUAACACUGCAAGGCAUUUGAUCUCUCAAGUCUCAAAGGAUUACAAUCGAUUAUUGAAAUUCGGUGAUUCGUUAUAUAGAUGUAAACAAUUAAAGAAAGCUGCUUUGGGUAGAAUGGCAACUAUCAUGAGAAGACAAAAAGAUCCUUUAGCUUAUCUCGAACAAGUCAGACAACAUAUUUCGAGAUUGCCAGCAAUCGAUCCUAACACCAGAACAUUAUUGAUUUGCGGUUAUCCCAAUGUUGGAAAAAGUAGUUUCGUAAAUAAGAUUACUAGAGCGGAUGUAGAUGUCCAACCUUACGCUUUCACCACUAAAUCCCUCUUUGUCGGUCAUAUGGAUUACAAAUAUCUUAGAUGGCAAGUCAUUGAUACUCCUGGUGUCCUCGAUCAUCCAUUAGAAGAGAUGAACACCAUCGAAAUGCAAUCUAUCACCGCUUUGGCCCAUCUUCGAAGCGCCGUGCUGUACUUUAUGGAUCUAAGUGAACAAUGUGGUUAUACCAUUGAAGCUCAGUGCAAGCUUUUCCACUCCAUUAAACCCCUUUUCGCCAACAAACCUACCAUUCUCGUCAUUAACAAAAUUGAUAUCGUUCGACUUGCCGAUCUCUCAGAAGAAAACCGAUCUUACGUAGAAACUAUCAUCAAUGAUAAAUCAGUAACAAUCGUUGAAACUUCAACUUACUCAGAAGAAGGUGUAAUGGAUGUACGAAAUGUCGCUUGUGAUGCUUUAUUAGCUCAUCGAGUUGAACAAAAGCUGAAAGGAAACAGAAUCGAGUUGGUCGCCAACAAGAUUCACGUCGCCGUACCUCAAAAGCGAGAUGACCUAGAGAGGAAACCUUUUAUUCCUGAAGCAGUCAAACAUAAGGUUAAAUAUGAUAAAGAAGAUCCUGAAAGACGAAGAUUACAAAGAGAUGAAGAACAAGAAAUGGAAUUGUCCGGUAUGGGUAUCUACUCUGCUGAUACUAAGAAGGAUUACAUUCUUGCCGAUGAAACUUGGAAAUACGAUAAAAUCCCCGAAUUCCUCAACGGAAAGAACGUGGCAGACUUUAUCGAUCCUGAUAUCGCUGAGAAACUUGAUGCUCUAGAGAGAGAAGAAGAGGCAUUAGAAGCUCAAGGGUUCUAUGCUUCAGAUGAAGAGGAAAUGCUUGACUCUGACGAAGAGGAAUUCCGAGAUGCAUCCAAAUCAGUUGAAAAGAAGAAAGCUUCCAUCAAGAAGAUUUCACAAGAGAAGAACCACUUACAGAAUCGACCUAUUAUCCCUCGAAAGAAGAAGCAUGUCACUCUAUCAGAAUUCACUACUGGUAUGCGUAAAUCUGGACAUGAUCCUUUAGUCCUCGAGAAGAGAGCUGCCAGAUUGAUGGAUGCAAAGAAGGAAGCAUGGGAGGCAGCAGAAGCUCGUGAUGCAACUGCCAGUGAAGCAGCAGGUGGUAUGGAUGUGGACAUGAAUGGAGAUGAAGUUGGAUCAAGACCAACCAAAUCCAAGGGAGUCAUAAAGACUAAAUCUGGUAUGGCAGUUUCAAGAGCACCAAGAACAGAUAGAAGAUACGCAGGUUUAGCAACGAAGAACCAAUCUGAAAAAGCCAAUGAACUGAGAGACUUCGCACAGAGAGAACCUAAUAGAUUGGCCAAAGCAUCAGAAUCAGAUAGACACGUUCCUAUCACAAGACCUAAAUGGAUGUUGGCCGGUAAGAGAAAGGGAGGUAAAACUGACCGACGAUAA
Messenger RNA from Kwoniella shivajii, 2013 nucleotides. RefSeq lists its product as uncharacterized. Lineage: Eukaryota; Fungi; Basidiomycota; Tremellomycetes; Tremellales; Cryptococcaceae. Gene Ontology annotation, molecular function: GTPase activity; GTP binding; RNA binding. The record is from RefSeq and is a predicted model, not a curated record. The transcript is spliced from 9 exons. Bases 1 to 2013 code for a protein of 670 amino acids. Gene Ontology annotation, cellular component: nucleolus. Gene Ontology annotation, biological process: ribosomal large subunit biogenesis.